This is a messenger RNA of Symbiodinium necroappetens, 5577 nucleotides long. The record is from the annotation of a GenBank genome assembly. NCBI's taxonomy places the organism in Eukaryota, Dinophyceae, Suessiales, Symbiodiniaceae.
AUGGCGAUCAGCGAAACCACUUUGAAAGACACAGUGCUUAUGUUGGUCGAACAGCAGAAUGCACGUGGUGGCCUGCUGGGUCGUCCACUGGAAGCGAUCGUUGUAGAUCCCGCUUCAGAUUGGCCUCGAUUUGCAGAGCAAUCAAGACUGCUGCUGGAACGUGAGAAGGUGGACGUUGUCUUCGGCUGUUGGACUUCUGUAUCGCGGAAAUCGGUGUUACCGGUUUUUGAAGAACUGAAUGGGCUGCUGUUUUACCCGGUACAGUAUGAAGGGGAAGAAUCGUCUAAAAACGUUUUCUAUACAGGCGCUGCUCCCAAUCAGCAGGCGAUACCGGCUGUAGACUACCUGAUGGCGCAAGGCGUGAAGCGUUGGGUACUUGCAGGUACUGAUUAUGUUUAUCCGCGCACAACCAACAAAAUUCUGGAGGCCUAUCUUAAAAAUAAUGGUGUUGCUGAAACAGAUAUCCGGGUGAGCUAUACGCCUUUUGGUCAUUCUGACUGGCAAACUAUUGUUUCUGACAUUAAGAGUUUCGGCUCGACCGGGCGCAAAACCGCUGUGGUCUCCACCAUUAAUGGCGAUGCGAAUGUGCCUUUCUAUAAAGAACUUUCAAAUCAGGGCGUGACCGCGUCUGAUAUUCCCGUCAUCGCUUUUUCGGUAGGUGAAGAGGAAUUGUCAGGUAUUGAUACCUCACCACUGGUUGGACACCUCGCUGCCUGGAACUAUUUUAUGAGUGUUGAAGCAGAUGCAAAUUUCGAUUUCAUCGAUGAGUGGUUGGAAUUUGUUGAAGAUGAAGAGCGUGUAACAAACGAUCCUAUGGAGGCGCACUACAUAGGGUUUAACAUGUGGGCGCAGGCCGUCACAAAGGCGGGCAGCACCGAUACUGAUGCGGUAGGUGAAGCUAUUGUAGGUGUAACAGUGCCAAAUCUCAGUGGUGGUUACGCCACGAUGAUGCCCAACCAUCACAUCACGAAACCUGUUUUCAUCGGCGAAAUUCAGAACGAUGGCCAAUUUCAGGUGGUGUGGCAGACACCCGGGUCAGUAGUGGGCGAUGCGUGGUCUGACUAUCUACCCGGAUCGAAAGAUCUCAUUUCCGAUUGGCGUGUAGUUGCCGAUCCGUUGAGUCAAACCGCGGUAGCGGCAGUCGCAGCCCUUGCGGAUGCAGAUGACCAGAAGCGCAUAGACGCAAUUCGAAUUCUGGUCAGUGCCGAACAGCGCCAGGCUGAUCUGGUGCUGGCAGCGCUGGAGGAAGGCAACCUUUAUCGUCGGCGGGCAGAUGAUCGAGUUGUGAUUGCCACCAGGGAUGGCCGCCAAUUCAAUCUGGUUGCUGCGGCCACCGGCGAAGUGCUGCCACCUGAAACCAGGCGUGGCGUGCGGCGUAUAGCUAUCAAUAAUGCUUUGCGUGCCGAACUGCGUGCGCUGCGUGCAUCUGCUCGACUCACUGCACCUGAGGCAGCGGUCAGGUUAGCGGCAGUGCAGGAAAUGAUAACAAACCCCACUCCUGGGAUACGUGACAAUCUGGUGCAGAGGCUUGCAGCAGAGUCUGAUGUGCGUGUUCGCUCUGCAUUGGCAACUGCGGUGGCCAUUGCCGACUUGCAGCGGGAUGAUCUGCAAACUCAAAUCGCGGCAGUGACAGAACUGGCUGGCAUUGUCGAACCUGAAGCGCGACGCGUCCUGCAGGAUAUUGUCGACGAUGACGCUACCCCGGCGGAUCUCAGACAGCAGGCUGAAAAAUCUAUUGCGGCCACCGACAAUAAACUGAAGCUCUUUUCCGGGGUGGAAAUUCUUUUUUUUGGCUUGAGCCUCGGCUCGGUUCUAGUACUUGCAGCCAUUGGCCUGGCGAUCACGUUUGGGGUUAUGGGCGUGAUCAACAUGGCCCACGGCGAGUUGAUUAUGCUGGGUGCAUAUACGACUUAUGCAAUGCAGGUGUUGAUGCCUGAUGCAAUCGGCUUUUCCCUGUUGCUCGCUAUUCCGGUUGCAUUCUGUUUAACCGCUCUUGUAGGUAUUGCGAUAGAACGAGGCGUGAUUCGGUUCAUGUAUGGGCGCCCACUCGAAACGCUGCUUGCGACUUUUGGCAUCAGUCUUAUUCUGCAGCAGACCGUUCGCUCAAUAUUCUCGCCCCUUAAUCGAACUGUGGUCACACCAGACUGGAUGUCGGGUUCGCUGGAAAUUACCGCAGGCUUGUCCCUCACGUACAGUCGACUCUAUAUCCUGCUGUUUUCAAUGUUGGUUUUUGCAGGCCUAUUACUGCUUCUUAAUCGGUCGCGGCUGGGGCUGGAAAUACGUGCAGUGGCGCAGAAUCGCAAAAUGGCGAAAGCCAUCGGUGUACGCGGUGAUUGGGUUGAUGCGAUGACAUUUGGGCUUGGCUCAGGGAUAGCGGGUGUUGCUGGCGUUGCACUUUCGCAACUCACUAAUGUCGGCCCUAACAUGGGGCAAGCCUAUAUCAUUGAUUCUUUUCUAGUGGUUGUUUUCGGUGGUGUCGGGAACCUCUGGGGCACUGCGGUGGCAGGAUUGUCACUGGGUGUGCUGAACAAAGUACUGGAACCAACCAUGGGUGCAGUUCUAGCUAAAGUGCUUGUGCUGGUACUGGUGAUAUUGUUUAUUCAGCGGCGUCCGCGAGAACGCGCCGCCGCAAUUCUGCUCUCCCUGCUGGGUCUGGUUGUCGUUCUUACACCCAUUUUUGCCUUGAUUCCCGAGGAAGGGUCGAGCUUUCAUUUGUCUGCCUACAGCGUGACGCUGAUCGGAAAAUUCCUGUGUUUUGCCCUGCUUGCUUUGUCCCUGGAUCUGGUUUGGGGUUAUUGCGGCAUCCUCAGUCUGGGUCAUGGCGCAUUUUUUGCGCUGGGCGGUUACGCCAUGGGCAUGCACUUAAUGCGGGAAAUUGGUGACCGUGGUGUGUACGGCAAUCCUGAGCUGCCAGAUUUUAUGAUAUUCCUGGAUUGGCAGGCGUUGCCCUGGUUCUGGUAUGGGUUUGACAGUCUGGUGUUUGCCCUACUUAUGGUUGUGUUUGUACCAGGUAUGCUGGCUUUUAUAUUUGGCUGGCUGGCGUUUCGCUCCCGGGUUACCGGCGUGUAUCUUUCGAUUAUCACGCAAGCGCUGACGUUUGCGUUGAUGCUGGCUUUUUUCCGCAACGAAAUGGGUUUUGGUGGCAACAAUGGCUUGACCGAUUUCAAGGAUAUAGCCGGGUUUGAUCUGCAGGAUAACAAUGUUCGAGUCGUCUUUACGCUGAUGUCAGCGCUCGCGCUUGCGGUGGGUUAUCUGCUGUGUCGCUGGAUUGUCAGUUCGAAGUUGGGCGCCGUUGUUAUUGCUAUCAGGGAUGCUGAAGAUCGCACGCGUUUUCUGGGCUAUAAAGUAGAGCGCUUCAAACUUUGGAUUUUUACCUUCUCCGCAAUCAUGGCGGGUAUAGCUGGCGCGCUUUACGUACCCCAGGUAGGCAUCAUCAAUCCCGGUGAGUUUGCGCCAAUCAACUCAAUUGAAUAUGCCAUCUGGGUAGCUGUGGGUGGCCGGGGUACGCUACACGGGGCAAUUCUCGGCGCAAUAUCGGUCAACUAUGCCAAGACAGUGUUUACUGCCGCGCUGCCUGAACUCUGGCUGUUUGCGCUUGGUGCUCUGUUUGUCCUCACCACCUUGUUUCUGCCCAAAGGACCAGACCUGAAACAUGGCGUAAUCCUUUAUCUGGAAGACGUCAGUGUAGCCUUUGACGGUUUCAAGGCUCUUGACCGUCUGAGCUUAACCAUUGAUGCGGGUGAGUUGCGUAGCGCGUUUUAUGGCCAGCGUCUGGAUCUUACAAAGAUGUCCGAGGCAGACAUAGCGCGCGCUGGUAUCGGGCGUAAGUUUCAGAAGCCGACGAUAUUUGAACAGAUGAGCGUGAUAGACAAUCUGCGUCUUGCCUUGCGUGACGAGCUCGAUGUGUGGGCGACGUUGUUUACACGAUUCAAGGACCAUGAAACAGAACGCUUAUAUGCGCUGUUGGAAACGGUAGGUUUAAAGCCAGAUGCACAUGUCAUUGCCGGCGGGCUUUCGCAUGGGCAGAAGCAAUGGCUGGAAAUAGGUAUGUUGCUGGCUCAGGAGCCGCAGCUGUUGCUGGUGGAUGAGCCUGUUGCCGGUAUGACAGAGCAGGAGACUGCCAGGACGGCGCAACUGCUUACAGACCUUGCCGGCGAUCGCUCAGUUGUUGUGGUUGAGCAUGACAUGGCGUUUGUCCGAUCGAUAGCGAAGAACGUCACGGGCCGCAUGAUUUUUCCACAGCUCACCGUUGCUGAAAACCUGGCGAUCGGAUUGCCAGCCAGCCAACCGCGGCAGCGCAGAGUACCGGAUUCGAUUUAUGAACUGUUCCCUGUGUUGCGCACUAUGGCUGGUCGGCGUGGAGGAGAUUUGUCCGGUGGUCAGCAGCAGCAGCUGGCGAUUGGCCGCGCUCUGGUCCUGAACCCUAAGGUGCUUAUUCUCGAUGAGCCCUGUGAAGGUAUCCAGCCGAAUGUUGUGGAUCAGAUUGGAGAGGUUAUUCUGUACCUGAACAAAACUAUGAAUCUGACAGUCCUGCUGGUGGAGCAGAAAUUGCCCUUUGCCCGGCGCGUAGCAGAUAAUUUUGCGAUUAUGGAUCGUGGUGCGAUUGCCGCAAAUGGGUCCAUGGAUGAUCUCAAUGAAGAUCUCAUUGCGACUGAAAGGGUAUGCGUCUUUGUCGACGUGCAAAAUGUCUAUUACACCUGCCGCGAGGUUUUUCAGCGCAACUUCGAUUACAACGCGUUCUGGGCGAGGAUCAGUGAAGGCUGUGAACUCACAGGUGCAAUCGCUUAUGCCACCGAUCGUGGUGAUGCAAAGCAGAUGCAGUUUCAGCAUAUCCUGCACAGCAUUGGAUUCACCGUGAAGCUGCGGCCGGUGUUGAAACGCUUAGACGGAACAACAAAAGCGGAUUGGGAUGUGGGUAUCACCCUGGAUGUUUACGAACAAGCCAGUGCAUGCGACAAAGUGGUGCUGGUUUCCGGCGACGGCGACUUUGAUGUAUUGCUCGAGAGAAUACGCAUAGCUUACGACCUGGAUCCAAUCAGUCCCUUUCCGCCGCCCGCUGAUUUUCUGAAAAUUUCUCCGUUGGGUAAAAUCCCCGCCAUGACCGACGGUGACCUGGCUAUCCCGGAUUCGUCAGCCAUCUGUGGUUAUAUCGAGAAAAAGCACCCGGAAAAUCCGCUGUAUCCCAGCGACCCUGCUGAUUAUGGUCGCGCGCUGUGGUUCGAAGAUUGGGCUGACAACGAACUGCCCAAAGCAACCGCUUCGCUGUUUUUCAAUCGUAUUGCAGUGAAAAUGAUGAAGCGGGAACCGGACGAAGCGGUCAUUCAGAAAAUACUGGAUGAUGUGCAGCCGCCAAUAUUCGACUACCUGGAGGCGCAGAUAGGCGAUAAAACCUACCUGGUUGGGGAUAGGUUCAGUAUCGCGGAUAUCGCGGUGACCUGUCAGUUUAUUCAGAUGUUGUAUGCCGGUGAGCAACUGCCUGGCAAAAAGUAUCCGAAUAUCACUCGGUACGUGACGGAACUUAUGCAUCGCAGUUCUUUCAAAGAUCUGGUGAACAGCGAUCCAUUUAUCAAAAUCUAG